AUGCAUGCAAGAAGGGUUUUUUUUGUUGGUUGCAUAUCGAUCAUUGGAGUAGAUGGAUGCCACUUGAAGGGUCCUUUCUCAAGUCAAUUGUUAGGUGCAGUGGGGGUUGAUGCUAAUGAUAACAUGUACCCAGUAGCAUAUGCUAUUGUGGAGUUAGAAACUAAGGAGACAUGGAGCUGGUUUUUGGAGUUGCUAAUGGAUAUCUUAGUUUCGUAG
Prunus armeniaca (apricot) is the source of this 216-nucleotide messenger RNA. The record is from the annotation of a GenBank genome assembly. NCBI's taxonomy places the organism in Eukaryota, Viridiplantae, Streptophyta, Magnoliopsida, Rosales, Rosaceae.